AUGCAGGCGGUCGUGAAUCUGAUUCUUGCUGCUUUACUCAUUCCGAGCUGGAUAAGUAUGAUGAGGCAUGUUGAGGAUGACUUGAAAUUGAAAUCUGAGAGCUUCAGCUCCCGAAUGAAAUCAGAAGUCGAGCACACAGCAGAAAUCAUACACUCGAUGAACUUGAAAGCUACAGCUUUAGCCCGAAUUCUGCAUUCAUCUCUAAGCAGCACAAAUUUUUCUUUCGUGGAUGUCGAAACUAAGGUUGCUCCGUCAAUGUUUCAAGCAUUAUUAGGGGUUCCGCACAUCACUCAAAUUUCUUAUGCCAGAGUAGACGGCCUCUUCUUCUCCUACUAUAUCGAUCGCAACCAAAUCGUCAUGCUGUAUGCCAACUCUUCCCUCUAUGCCAAUUCAAGUUCGCCUGAUGCCAACAAGUACACUUGGUAUAAACAGCCGGUGGACCCUAACACAGGAAAGCGCCGCGGAGAUGCAACCAUAUCUCAUCCUCAAUCUCUUGUUAGUUCUACUUGGUUCCGAGAAGCCUUGAAUAGCACAAAUGGGGUAGCCUCAUUAGACAUCGGAUGGAACCACAAGCAGGACCAUGUGUUGCUUAAUGCUGCCAGUGUCGAUGCAAGAGGAGUAGUCUCGGUUGGGAUUCUUGUCAAGCAAGUAACUGAUUUCUUCUCCGAUAUUAACUCAGGGGGAAGCAGCUUGUAUUUGGUUGGUGAAGAUGGGGAAGUACUUCUACAUGGCCUUCCGAACACCCAUAUGUCUAUAACUGAUGAUUCUGUUUCCAUUCAAGUAAUGGGUCGAGAUGGUGUCAUGGCAGGUCAUAUUGGUAAAUUCUCCUGCAAUUUCAGUGACGCCAAUUCAGGAACAUCUGCAAUGAAUUAUCAGGAAACGAAGUAUACGCUUCACUGUGCACCGGUUAAUAUAUUGGGGAAGCAAUCUGUGUACAUAUUGGCAGUCCCUGACCAGACACCGAUCGGUUUUGCUCAUCAGAAGCACACAUCGUUGUCACUUCUCCUAGCAUUGCUCAGCAUGGAGGUCAUCACCAAUUUGAGUUUCGUGUUCUUGGCUGCAGGGGCUUUGAGAAGAGAGAUGCACUUGCGUGCCACACUUAUAAAGCAAAUGGAGGCGACUUGGCAAGCUGAGAGUAAGAGCACGAGCAGGAGCAAUGCAUUUGCUCAAGUGAGUCAUGACAUUCGAGCGUCUCUAGCCGGAAUUACUGGCCUUAUAGAGAUAAGUUACAACGAAGUUUCUCCAGGCUCUGAGCUAGCGAAAAAUCUGAAGCAGAUGGAAGCUUGUGCAAAGGACCUGCUGGCUUUGUUAAAUUCCAUUCUCGAUACCAGUAAAAUCGAGGCCGGGAAAAUGCAGCUGGAAGAAGAAGAAUUCAAUUUGGCUCAACUUCUCGAAGAUGUGGUUGAUCUAUAUCACCCGGUGGCUAUGAGAAAAGGCGUAGACGUGGUCCUAGACCUGAGUGAUGGCUCGGUGCUCAAGCAAUCUCUUGUUAAGGGUGAUCGGGGAAAGCUCAAACAGAUCCUGUCUAAUCUGUUAAGCAAUGCCGUUAAAUUCACGGAUGAUGGUCAUAUAUCUGUUCGAGCAUGGGUACAAGAACCCCGCUUCGAAAAUCCGAUACAGGCUUCUGCUCGGAACAGCUGGCUCACACGCUUGUCAUGCUUGUUCUCUGAGAAAGAUGAUAACGACAAUGGCGAUGAAGCAGCGAGUGAAGUCCGGCAAAAUCCCGGUUCUGCAGAACUUGUAUUUGAGGUAAAUGAUACGGGCAAAGGAAUCCCCAAAGAGAAGCGGAAGUCGGUCUUUGAAAACUAUACUCAGGUGAAAGAAACGGCUCAAGGACAAGGAGGCACCGGUUUGGGCCUCGGCAUCGUUCAGUCUCUGGUUCGCCUCAUGGGCGGAGACAUAGAGAUAGCAGAUAAGGACGUUGGCGAGAGAGGGACAUGCUUCAGGUUCAAUGUUUUUCUCAUUCCAUGUGAAGCCGGCGCCGAGAAAUCAUCAGACAGAGACUUUGAGCCCGGAGGUAACAGCAUGGCAUGUAGUCUUGGGUUAACUGUCCACACUCCUAAUCCUGGCCACAAUCCUAGUGCUGCCCUGAGCUUUCAUAGCUCUCGACAAGCCUUUCGUCCUAAAUCAGAAGGGUCUCGUGUCGUGUUACUGAUCCAGAGUGAAAAGCGGAGGAGAAUUUGUGGGAGUUUCAUGGAAGGACUCGGGAUAAAAGUACUCAUGGCCAGCCAGUGGCAGGAUCUUCGUGUAAUUCUCAAGAAGGUGCGAACAAAGGUCAACCUCUCGCAACAUAGCUCCUCCGGAGAAUCGGACACGAGUUUAAGGAGCGGUUCCAGUGACAAGUCCCACGGCAAGGCCAGGGAUGUGGCUCUAAGUUUCCGGGAUGAUGCAGACUGUAUCCUCCCUGCCUACUACGAGAGGAAUAGUCGCAAAAAUGAAGCGGGCUUCGUGCUACUUAUAAUAGACGCAAGCUCCGAGUCUUUUCAAGAGCUAUGUGAGACCGUGGCUGAAUUUAGACAAUUUAUGCUGAGCAAUUGCUAUAAGGUCAUUUGGUUGGAUAAGCCGACAAUGAGGAAUAUCGACCAGAGGGCCAUUAGAGACGGCAAGAUAGACCCCCGUGACAUCAUCAUGUCAAAGCCCCUUCACGGGACCCGUCUGCUCCAAGUGAUAAGGCUUCUACCGGAGUUUGGGGGUUCGGUGCUAAGAACGUUGGGCGAGCAGGCGGAGGAGAGACCGGUUCAGCAUCUGGAAGUGACUAAACUUGUUUCACAAGAAACUGGAAAUACUAGCGCAGGGAAGCCUUUGAGUGGAAAGAAAGUGCUGGUCGCCGACGACGGUGAGGUGAUGCGAAAGCUGGCUGCAGCUAAUCUUUUGACUCUUGGUGCGACCAUCCAUGUCUGCGAAAAUGGGGCAGAAGCCGUCAAGUCAGUUCGCGAAGGGCUUAGCGAGCAGUGGCAGCAAGGACUUUCUGACUGUCGUCCUUAUGACUACAUAUUGAUGGACUGCCUGAUGCCGAUAAUGGAUGGUUAUGAAGCAGCAAGACAGAUUAGGGAGGAGGAAAAGCAUUACGGGGUGCACACGCCGAUCAUAGCGUUGACGGCUCACUCCUCGGGCUCCGAGACGGAGAAGAUACUUGAGGCCGGGAUGGAUCUCCAUAUGCAGAAGCCCGCGAAUGCGGCUCGCCUUAUGAAAGCCAUCAAUCAAAUUGAGAGCAGAUGA
Molecule: messenger RNA, 3219 nt
Organism: Rhodamnia argentea
Lineage: Eukaryota; Viridiplantae; Streptophyta; Magnoliopsida; Myrtales; Myrtaceae
Product: histidine kinase CKI1-like
Exons: 6
Coding region: 1-3219 (1072 amino acids)
Biological process (GO): phosphorelay signal transduction system; phosphorylation
Cellular component (GO): nucleus
Molecular function (GO): phosphorelay sensor kinase activity
Source: RefSeq, a predicted model, not a curated record